AUGCCUUCGCGGUUGAUCGAAAUCCACACUGAUACGACUGGGCAUAAGCUGAAGCUGAUCGCCACGGAUAGCGAUCAGCCAAAGCCUUAUGCCACUUCAAGUUACUGCUGGGGUGGUAACCAGCCGCUUCAGUCGGCCAAGGCUCUCGUUCACCUGUGGAUGACCGACAUACCGUGGCAACGGCUCCCCAAAACGCUUCAAGACGCCAUUACCGUUUGCUCUCCACUAGGGAUUUUCUCCCUGUGGGUUGACUGCUUCUGCAUCAUUCAAGACGACGAGACCGAUAAGGCUAUACAGAUAGCUCGGAUGCCCGAUAUCUAUCAAAGUUCGGCCCUCACGAUUGCUGCAGUCUGCGCGGCCAGCGUCCUUGAUGGUUUUCUAGACGAACGAAGAGCGACAAACGUCCUGGAGCAGGCUUUCGAACUGCCGGUGGUCUGCCACAACGGAGAAAUGGGCUCGAUCACACUUAUCAAGGCUAUCAAUUAUCAUAAGCCAGAGCCUCUCGACCUGCGAGGAUGGACCCUGCAGGAACGACUGCUCUCUACCAGAAUUCUGGAGUUUGGCCGGAAAACGAUAAGCUGGACUUGCAAAUCAGGCAAACAAGUCCUUUCCGACGCCUGGAACGACAAGCUCGUGGACGGCAAUUAUCAGCUGGACAAGCUCCACAAACAAUUUGACAAAUUAUCUGCGGUCCGCCGCCGGGACGGCCGGGAGCAUUUCCAAACAGCGAUGCGCUACUGGAACGAUCUAUUGGAGGUUUAUACCAAGCGGAAGCUCAGCGUUCCAACAGACAGGAUCAUGGCCAUCUCCGGCAUCGCUCAGCGGUAUGGAGCUGCAUGUGGAGGUGAGUAUUUGGCAGGACUGUGGAAAGACGCCCUUCCGAAUGCCCUCCUGUGGGGACGCGAAGGAGAGAUGCGUUCGAGGCCGGAGCAGUGGCAAGGGCCGUCAUGGUCCUGGACCUCGAUCAAC
This is a messenger RNA of Lasiosphaeria miniovina, 969 nucleotides long. Its product is annotated as heterokaryon incompatibility protein-domain-containing protein. The transcript has a single exon. Lineage: Eukaryota; Fungi; Ascomycota; Sordariomycetes; Sordariales; Lasiosphaeriaceae. The annotation marks the transcript as partial. The record is from RefSeq and is a predicted model, not a curated record.